UACAAAAACGAAGCCAAUGGAUUGUGUUGCGCAAAUGGUAAAGUGAAAUUGAUACCAUUGGAUCCACCACCAGAACCAUUGUACUCAUUGGUUUCAGGAAUAGGAACAGAUUCUAUACACUUUUUGACAAAUAUCCAACAAUAUAACAAUUGCUUUCAAAUGACUUCAUUUGGGGCAACAAAUGUAGUUCGGGAAAAUUUUAUGCCAACUUUCAAGAUACAAGGGCAAAUAUAUCACAGAGCAGGUUCACUGUUACCAGUGUCAGAUAGCGACAACAAAUUCCUGCAAAUUUAUUUUAUGGGCAAUUCACCACAAGAAAUUGAUCUGCGUUGUGCACAUAACAAUUUAGUAAAGAGGUCUAUUGUAGAACAAUUACAAACUUUAUUUCAUCAACACAAUCAAUUGAUUAUAUUGUUUAAAACUGACCUGGAUCUGAUGCCAUCCGAUAAUCACAAAAUUGUAAUCAGAGCUGAUAAAACACCUGCAGGUCAACAUACAAGACGUUUUAAUGCACCAACUAUUGAUGAAGUUGCUAUCGUUGUAGUUGGAGAAAACUUGGAAUCCCGUGAUAUUGUUUUACGUCGUCGGAAUGAUCAAUUACAACGUAUAAAGGAAACACACCGCUCAUAUGAUGCACUGCAAUAUCCCAUUAUAUUUUGGCAAGGUGAAGAUGGCUACGAUUUCUCAAUAAAAAUGAUAAAUCCCAUUGCAGGUUCUGAAACCAACAAAAAAGUCAGUUCAAUGAACUAUUAUUCAUACCGCCUAAUGAUUCGGGAAAAUGAAGAUAAUCACAUAUUGAAAUGUCGGCGAUUAUAUCACAAAUAUGUUGUUGACAUGUAUGUUAAAAUUGAAACGGAGAGAUUAACAUUCAUCAGGUUGAAUCAAACCAAACUCCGAUCUGAAGAGUAUAUUCACCUUCGAGAUGCGAUUAAUACUGAUGGAAAUGCACAGAAUGUCGGUCGGAUGACUAUUCUUCCAGCAACAUACAUCGGAAGCCCUCGGCAUAUGCACGAAUAUGCUCAAGAUGCCAUGUCGUAUGUUGUCAUUAUGGUACAGCAGAUUUGUUCAUCACAUUUACAUGCAAUCCGCAAUGGAUAGAAAUCAAUCAGGAGUUAUUCUCUGGGCAAUCACCCAUUGAUCGUCAUGAUAUUACAGCCAGAGUCUUUAGACAAAAGUUGAAAUCUUUAAUGGAUUUCAUCGUAAAACAUAAUGUGUUUGGUGAGACACGCUGCUGGAUGUAUUCUGUGGAGUGGCAGAAACGAGGAUUGCCACAUGCACACAUUUUGAUUUGGUUGGUUGAAAAUAUAAGGCCAAAUGAAGUUGAUGCAGUGAUAUCAGCUGAAAUCCCUAAUGUACAAGUAGAUCCUGGAUUGCAUGAGGUAGUUAUCAAAAACAUGAUACAUGGUCCCUGUGGAACUCUUAAUCAAAAUUCACCGUGUAUGAUGGAUGGUAAAUGUUCAAAACGAUAUCCAUGGACAUUAAUAUCGGAAACAAUUACUGGUAAUGACGGUUAUCCAUUGUAUCGUCGCAGAUCGACAGCAGACAAUGGAAAAUCAACAAUUGUCAAAUUAAAUCAACAAGAUAUUGAAAUAGAUAAUCGUUGGAUUGUUCCAUAUUCACCCAUUUUAUCAAAGACAUUCAAAGCACACAUCAACGUUGAAUCUUGCCAUUCAGUGAAAUCUAUUAAAUACAUUUGCAAAUAUGUAACCAAAGGGAGUAAUAUGGCUGAGAUUGGAAUUGGUGCAGAGAAUUCCAAUGAUGAAGUUACCCAAUACCAAAUGGGCCGCUAUGUCAGUAGUAAUGAAGCAGUUUGGCGAAUAUUUUCUUUUCCUAUUCAUGAGAGACACCCUUCUGUUGUUCACUUAGCUGUGCAUUUAGAAAAUGGACAAAGAGUGUAUUUUACAGCACAGAACGCAGUACAAAGAGCUGCUCAGCCACCAUCUACUACAUUAACCAGUUUUUUUGAGACAUGUCAAAACGAUGAUUUCGCACAAACAUUGAUAUAUUCUGAAAUGCCAAAAUAUUAUACCUGGAAUCAAUCCUCAAGGAGAUUUAUACGACGGAAACAAGGAAAACCAGUUCCAGGAUAUACAGAUGUAUAUUCCACCGAUGCGAUUGGCCGGAUUUAUUCAGUACAUCCAAGCAAUGAUGAAUGUUUUUACUUACGACUGCUAUUAGUCAAUGUACGUGGCCCAACAUCAUUCCAACAGUUACGAACUGUUGAUGGUGAAUUGUGUGUAUCCUACAGAGAAGCCUGUCAACGUUUGCAAUUGCUUGAAAAUGACGCUCAUUGGGAUCAAACUCUCAAUGAUGCUGUAAUAUCAUUACACGCUCAUCAAAUAAGAACAUUGUUUUCUAUAAUCAUAUCUACAUGCUUCCCAUCAAACCCAAUUGAUUUGUGGAUCAAGUACAAAGAUUAUAUGUGUGAUGAUAUUUUGUAUCAAAUACAGAAUAGAAUGGGAAAUCCAAAUAUACAAAUCAGUGAAGAAAUUUACAAUGAAGCAUUGAUUUCAAUUGAGGACAUGUGAAUAAAAAAUAAUUAAAUAAAACUAUAACAGUUAAAACUAU
Molecule: messenger RNA, 2568 nt
Organism: Aphis gossypii (cotton aphid)
Lineage: Eukaryota; Metazoa; Arthropoda; Insecta; Hemiptera; Aphididae
Exons: 3
Coding region: 1188-2528 (446 amino acids)
Source: RefSeq, a predicted model, not a curated record